Molecule: messenger RNA, 1209 nt
Organism: Rotaria sordida
Lineage: Eukaryota; Metazoa; Rotifera; Eurotatoria; Philodinida; Philodinidae
Source: the annotation of a GenBank genome assembly
AUGCUAUUGUACAUUUUAAAUUUUCUCCUUUUUUUUUCAUUAUGUUGCUUCGUAUCUCAAUCACAAGUACAGAAACAUGACCCAGAUUGUGACUAUAAUAUUACACAAUUGAUUCAAAGUAAAGGUUAUCCAUGUGAAGAACAUAAAGUUAUUACAAAUGAUGGUUAUAUUCUUGGUGUUUUUCGUAUUCCACAUGGUCGAAAUUCAUCAUCAACAGGUCGACCUGUUCUUCUUCAACAUGGUCUUCUCGAUGCAGCAGUAACAUGGGUAAUGAAUUUUCCAGAUCAAAGUCUUGCUUUUAUUCUUGCUGAUGUUGGUUAUGAUGUUUGGCUUGGUAAUGCCCGUGGAAAUUAUUACUCUCGUGCUCAUGUUAAAUACAAUCCUGAUCGUGAUAUAGAAUUUUGGGAUUUUAGUUGGGAUGAAAUGGCAAAAGAUGAUCUUCCAUCAAUGAUUUAUUAUAUAUUGAAUGUAACAAAAUAUGAACAAAUUGGUUAUAUUGGUCAUUCACAAGGUACAAUGAUGGCUUUUGCUGAAUUUGGAAAUUUGAAUAGUAUUAUUCAAAAUAAUAUUAGUUUUUAUGGUGCAUUAGCUCCAGUUGCUCAUUUAGCAUAUAUAAAAUCCCCAUUAAAAUAUUUAUUUAAUAUUCCAAAAGAUCCUGAAUAUUUGUGGCAUUUAUUAUUUGGUUAUAAAGAAUUUCUUCCAUCAUCAAAUAUUAUUAAAUGGCUUGCAAAAUAUGCAUGUGGAAGUGUUAUAUGGGAUCCGUUGGUUUGUGAAAAUAUUCUACUUGUUAUAUGUGGACCAGAUAAAAAAAAUAUGAAUAAUACACGAAUGGAAGUUUAUGUAUCUCAUGAACCUGAUGGAACAUCUGUAAAAAAUAUGAUUCAUUUUGCACAAAUGUUUCUUUCAAAACAAUUUCAAGCAUAUGAUUAUGGUUCACCACAAAAAAAUCAAUUACAUUACAAUCAAACAACUCCACCGAUAUAUUCAAUUCGUCCAAUGAAGAUACCAACAGCAAUAUUUUGGUCACAUGAUGAUUGGCUUGCUGAUCCAGAUGAUGUUGCUUUUAUUUUUGAGAAUAUACAAAAUUUAAUUUAUGAAAAAUAUAUUUUAGGUUAUAGCCAUCUUGAUUUUGCAUGGGCUAUGACAGCAAAUAAAAUUAUCUAUGAAGAUUUAAUUAAUCAAAUGCAAAAAUAUCAUCCAUCGAAAUAA